CUGGUAUCAGCAACAUAUAUUCCCAAGUCGAUACCAUUCAUACCAGCCUUUCUUUCGUGCCGAUACAAUCUAUCUCCAACAUUCCGCAAGCACACAAUGUCGCUCUCCUUAGCCUCAGUUCCCUCAAGCGUAAAUGCUCAAGCCAACAUCACAAAGCGCUCCAGCAAGAAGCAUUCAAGCAAGAAGAGUUCGAGUAAGAAAGAGAAAGUUUUGCCUGGAGAUCCGAAGGACAACACCACUACCACCUCAAUCCUUCAUGGUCCAUUGCGUCUAAGCUUCAAAGACUCAGCAACAUGUGAUCGCGCCACCAAGGAUGGACGCCCCAAGAAGGUCUAUAGGUGGUCGCAUGAACACAACGGUACCUUAGCCAGCAACGUAUCCCGUAUCAAGCAUCGAGUUCAUCCCGACAACACGGGCCUCAAACUCAAGAAGCGCAACGCUUUCGAAGCCUCAGGGACGCUCAAACCAAACCUUGACUUUACCAACGAACGGUUCGGAAGACAUUUCAACGGGAAGAUGACUGCCAACCCGACUCCGUUCAUAUCUACAACCAGCGUCCUCAAGACUGCCGAGAAGCGAGUAAUCCACCUUCACGACAAGAGCAGAAAGGCACCCCGUUGUCUAGUUGUCACCGCUAUCAACAUCGGAGAUAUCGUCCCUGCAACUUUAACUGCUGACUUGUCGACUACCAUCGAUACCCACGACCCCGAAAAUGUUGACUCUAACUCAACUGAGACUAAAGUUUACCGCGGCAUCGAAAUCCCCAUUUGGGUCCUCGACAAAACCCCCUUCGAAGGUCGCGCACGCGAGCGUCCGGACUGCGUAGUCGACGAUGUACUGGAAGCCGGAGGUCUCUUCUGGUUUUCUGUGAACGAGCUCAAGGAGUCAGACUUGCGUGUGUGGGCAGCAAAGUCACAUAUGAACGAGUGGCUCGCGGUUAGCAGCAUUCCAAAGUCUCUCGUUACCAAGACUAUGCCUUACGAUGGCGCGGUUCUUCACACCUCUAAGAAAGCCGAAGCGGUUCGAGCUCGUAGAUCUCCUGAGCCUUACUACUGGAACUACGACAAGAACUGCUGGGACCACAAGCCUGACCUCACUGACUACCGCCCAUAUCGUCUCUCGAAGGCUGGCGAUAAGAGGAUUCGUAGCCAUGAACAUACGGACGCCAUCAUUGCAGGUCUCAUCGUGGCUCGCUUGAAGCGUGCUAGAGGUUCCGGCUCAGAGGCCAACUCUGACUCUGAGGCUCAGGCUGACUCUGACGACGAGGCCACUCUCACCCCGGACAGUAUCUGAGUCCAGAUGCUCAUAUCUUCUCGGCGACAUUCAUCUUCCUAGUUGGUGUUCCCGCUUAAAGACUGUGACCAGCAAGCUCCCGGACCAACUCCAUCGCCUCGACAGAGCAUGACAAUUACGAUGGAUUCAUGGCUGUUAGCCGGUGGUUUACACGGCCAGUAUUCUUCAUCAUUCUUUUUUCUUGCUUUUAUGUUCUCCCCCAGAAAAGUUUUGCUUUCAUUUGGAUGCAUUUUGGUCUCAUGGAAAAGUUUGACCGCGCAAGCUCUCUUCGCACAUCGCCGAUGAUAAUGGAUGUGCUUCUGCGCUUUGCGAU
Molecule: messenger RNA, 1606 nt
Organism: Alternaria rosae
Lineage: Eukaryota; Fungi; Ascomycota; Dothideomycetes; Pleosporales; Pleosporaceae
Exons: 3
Coding region: 97-1293 (398 amino acids)
Source: RefSeq, a predicted model, not a curated record